UUGGGGGAGCGGUCCGAUCGCCUGCGCCGGGCCUUCAGGCUGUUCGGCGGGCCGGAGUUGCUGGAGUUUGGCUGCUGAGACUGAGGGGACUUCGGCGGGUGGCGGGGUGCUGAUGACUUGUCUGUUUCGAUAGGAUUGUGGAAAAAAAAUCAGCCGGAGAAAACACUGAGUGCUGUCUGUGUUAUCGACAGGUAUUUAGUACAAGGGCUUCAGUGAAGAGGAUCAUUGGAGUAUCGGCAGGGAUGGAGUUCAAAGUUAGCGGGCUGUAAUGACGGCUCGUCACCUGCAGAAAUCUCUUCUGAACAUGAAUCAGAGUAGUGAGUCCUUGAUAGUGGAAACUGGGCCUCUGAGCAAGUCUCCACCACUCAGCACCCAUGGUCAGCCAAGCUUUAGACUGCAGCCUGAGAGAAUGUGCUCUCCAGCAAAUUCCAUGAUCAGGAGGCAGACUCCAAGCCCGCAGCUGGCACUCUGCCUGGAUAAUGACUGGGAGAGCCAAGAGGAGCUGCGGCUGCGAGAGCUGGAAGAGGCUCGAGCCCGGGCAGCUCAGAUGGAGAAGACGAUGCGCUGGUGGUCAGACUGUACUGCAAACUGGCGUGAAAAGUGGAGCAAGGUACGAGCAGAGAGAAAUAAGUCCAGGGAAGAGGUGAGACUGCUGAGACAGAAGCUGGAGGCGGUCAACAAAGAGUUAACAGCAGUGAAACGUGAAAAGCAGGAGCUGUUCAACGAGAAUGAGCAGCUGAGGUUGGAGACUGUGCGCAUAAAGAAUAGUCAGCACAAUGAAGAGACGGUGGAUAAUAAACUGGUUUCUUCAAAGGAGAGCGUAAUCUCCAAUAUUGCAGAGCAGGAACCAGUGCGAGAUGUUGGAACAGAGAAAACUUUUAAAAACAAGGACUUGGAGUUCAUGGAAGCAAUUCUGAAAAGUGAGCAGGAAGGCUGGGAAGUGUGGGACAAGCACACUGCACAAAGUGUGAGGACUUCGCUCAACCGCCAGGAGAGGAGCCGCAUCCUGUGGGAAGAAGUGUCUGUACUGGAAGAGGAUACAUCGAAGGUCACUGUGUUGCAAUUGCGUUUGGAUGAAUCUCAGAAAACUCUGCAGAAAGAGAGGGAAGACAAGAAUGCACUCAGUAAGCACAUAGAGAAUUUGGAGACUGAUAUCUCCCAAUGGAAAAUCAAGUAUGAAGAGCUCAACAAAUCCAAGAAGGAGGUACUACAACAGCUGAACAUCUUAAAGGAAGUGCAUCAGGAUGAGUUGGGUCGGAUUUCGGAAGACUUGGAAGAUGAGUUGGGAGCUCGGACAAGCAUGGACAAAAAACUAGCAGAAUUGAGAGCUGAGAUGGAGAGACUACAAGCAGAGAACACAUCCGAGUGGGGUAAGAGGGAGCGGUUGGAGACUGAGAAGCUGAGUCUUGAAAGAGAGAACAAAAAACAGAAGGCACAAAUUGAGGACUUGAUGGAAGUGCUGACGAAGAAGAGGAAGCAAGCUGCAAGUGCCCUGGAUGCAGACCUGAAAACGAUUCAGAGUGAGCUUUUUGAGAAAAAUAAGGAGUUGUCAGAUCUUAGGCAUGUUCAUGCCAAACUAAAGAAACAGUAUCAGGAAAAGAUGACGGAAUUGGCCCAUGCAAACAGAAGAGUGGAACAGCAUGAAGUGGAAGUGAAGAAACUGCGUCUGCGAGUGGAGGAAUUAAAGAAAGAGCUAGCAGUAGCGGAGGAUGAGCUGGAUGAAGCUCACAACCAAACCAGGAGGUUACAGAGGUCCUUGGAUGAACAGACAGAGGAGUCCGAGAACCUUCAGGUACAGCUGGAGCACCUACAAUCCAGGUUACGGAGACAGCAGACCGUCUUUGGGAAAAGGAGCUCUUGUUUUGGCCCAGAUGAGCCCAGUGAGACCGGCAGUGACUUUGAUGAUGACCCUGAGCUAUUGCAGUUACAGAUUCCUUAAGCAGCAGUGGCAAAGUUGGUGUACAGGAGGGAGCGUCACUGUACUGUCAUUCUUGCAAGUCACAGGCCAAGACUGGCAUCAGGAUCUGGCACGGCUGUCUGUUACCUGGCUGAACAUCCUGGAACGUAGCAUUGGAGAAACUUCCCUUUGUAUAAGCAUAACUGUCACCUACUUCUAUAAUGGACUUUGUAUUCUUUCCAAGAUAUUUAUACAAACAACUGCCCACUGUAAACUAUAUUUACAGUACAUGAAUUUUCUAUUAUAAACCUGAUUACUGAGGGAAUGAGGGGGAAUAUUUAUGUGAUUCCUUUCACUGUUUCAGCUGCAUAAUGAGCUGUAAUUGUACCUCCAGCUCUGAAUCCUGUGAGAUCAACAGAUUAACGGCUGACCACCAGUCUUCUCAGUCACUGAAAUGCUGAGAAUGUGAUCAUAGGUAAGUUCUGUUCCAGAAUUCAGUUCCUUAAAGAGGAGUGGGUACAUGUUCAACGGCAACAUUAAGUAGAGAGUUCAAUAACUACCAUAGAUGGUGAGAAAAAUCAACAGGAUAAAUGCCCAGGUCUCAAUGAAAUAUAUUCCAACCCUGUUAAAGGAAACAAUGCUUAUUAUGGCAGUGAAACUAGUGCUCUCUUUAAGACGGUACCCUUCAGAGAGCCUCUUGUGGAAUGUAAUCAAUUGGAGUGGUGCCUGAGGACCUGAUCCAUCAUCUGCACAACUGGUCAAUUGGACAUCUGUAUUGGAAGGGAAACUGUGAGGGCUCUGUGAAAGUUGGGACCCAUAGAAUCAUCCCAGUCAGAGUGGGGUUUUGUGGAACCCGAUCACAGUUGAAGUGGGGUCCAUACAAUCAGACCCCAAUGAGUGUGCAGUUCUGUGGAACCGAAUCCCGAUCUAUGAGAGUACCAGGUCCUGUGGAACACAUCCCAGGCAUAGCUAGGUGGUGUGCAACAGGGUCCUGGGGAAAGCAGGGACCUGUGCAACAAAUCCCGGGCAGAGCAGGGUUCUGUGGAACAAGAUCCCAGGGAGAGUAGAGAUCCAUGCAACAAGAUCGCGGGGAGAGCAGGGUCCUGUGCAACAAAUCCGGGGGAGAGAGGGGUCCUGUGGAACACAUCCCAGGCAGAGCCGGGACCUGUGGAACACGAUCCCGGGGAGAGCAGAUUCCUGUGGAACAUGAUCCCAGAGAGAGCAGGGACCUGUGCAACACGAUCCCGGGGAGAGCAGAUUCCUGUGCAACACGAUCCCAGAGAGAGCAGGUUCCUGUGGAACAUCAAGCAACACACAUCAAAGUUGCUGGUGAACACAGCAGGUCAGGCAGCAUCUCUAGGAAGAGGUACAGUCGACGUUUCAGGCCAAGACCCUUCGU
Molecule: messenger RNA, 3296 nt
Organism: Mobula hypostoma (lesser devil ray)
Lineage: Eukaryota; Metazoa; Chordata; Chondrichthyes; Myliobatiformes; Myliobatidae
Gene: ccdc102a
Product: coiled-coil domain containing 102A
Exons: 10
Coding region: 269-1939 (556 amino acids)
Cellular component (GO): myosin complex
Source: RefSeq, a predicted model, not a curated record